AUGGUUCGGUACUUCUCGAACGAUCAACCACUAUCCCGGGUUGAGCCACUGCCGCAUCUAAUCAAUUCUCUGGCGCGCAUUAUCACGGAAAACUCGCCUGACAGGGCAGCGGCAGAGCCAGGGGGCUUAUUUCAUGGAACUUUAUCUAUUGCCUAUCUCUUCUUCCGUCUGUCUAUCACCCAUCCAAAGAUUGACGUUGAGGGUAGGCCUAUGAGCCACUGGUUUCAAGAAUAUUUUGAGCAAAGCCAAGUUAUUAAAUCAUCCAUUCCAAGACCUGGAAAAUGCGGUAUCAUUCAGGACUAUCUCCUGUCUCUGGCUCUAUACAUUGCUUCUACAAAAGAUGAGGAAGCCGCGCAAAUGCUUUGUGAGCAGUCUUCGGUUCUGGUCGAAGAUGAUGAUUGCAGCCCGGAAUGGCUUUAUGGAUUAGCUGGGUACCUCUAUCUUUUGAGAUUAGCGAUGAAGUCUUUGCCUUCCGACGCAAAAGUUCAGAACUAUGUGCAGUCAACCGCUGAAGUUGUGGCAGAGAAACUGAUCCGCAUGCGCCGGCCAUGGACUUGGCAUGAGAAAGCUUACCUUGGCGCUGCUCACGGAGCAAUUGGAAUAAUCACGCAGAUUGUACUUACGGUGCCUUCAUUUGCCAAGGAUGUUCAAAAAGAUUUAGAGGAUGUCCUUGACCUUCAGCUCGAAAAUGGCAACUGGCCAUCAUCACUUCCGGAUGGCGGGAUUGCAGAAACGGCCGGGAAGGAUAGGUUGGUUCAAUUCUGUCACGGAGCACCUGGUGUGAUUGUUUCUCUUCUUUCUAUCAUGAAGUAUUUUCCCGAGCUCAGGCCACGUAUCGAAACUGCCAUUCAAAGAGGUCGGGAAUGUAUCUGGGCUCGCGGGCUGCUGGUCAAAGAGCCAUGCCUAUGUCAUGGUAUCUCCGGCAAUGCCAUGGCAUUGGAGGGGCGCCAACUUGACCAUUUCAUGACCUUUACCACGGAAGAGGCUAUAGGCAGGCACCAAUCAUCAGGAAUUAUGACAAGCAGUGACAGUCCUUAUUCGUUGAUGGGUGGCGAAGCCGGUCGAGCAUGGGCUUGGGCAGUGGCUGAAGGUAACCUGGCCAGGACCAUAAUUGGUUACAACGACAUUUGA
Molecule: messenger RNA, 1131 nt
Organism: Xylona heveae TC161
Lineage: Eukaryota; Fungi; Ascomycota; Xylonomycetes; Xylonales; Xylonaceae
Product: Lanthionine synthetase C-like protein
Exons: 1
Coding region: 1-1131 (376 amino acids)
Biological process (GO): peptide modification; carbohydrate metabolic process
Cellular component (GO): plasma membrane
Source: RefSeq, a predicted model, not a curated record